AUGAGCGACCUCCAGGUCAUCGCGGAGCGCCUCGCGAACCCGCCCUUCGACAUCCACCUCUCCAUGGUCGACCUCGGGCAGCGCCAGGGCCUCGAUAUGCUCCAGCUCGUCAUGGACGCCUGCAGCCGAGUGCAGCCCAAGCUCACGCGCGCGGACGUGCGCCGCGAGGGCCCCCGCGUCGUCGCGGACCGCGUCGAACUCUUCCUCCGCAUGACCAAGUACCGUCCCCCGGGCGCGUCGAUGCUCCAGCCCGGCAUGCUCGUCGACGCGCUGGCCAGCGCGCAGAACGACACGCUGGUGCCGGUCCUGCGGUGGCUGGUUGGGCAGGGCGACGCGCUCACGCAGGCUGCGCACGUCGGGUGGUUCCUGACGAACCCCACGCUGCCGGACUCGAUCCGCAUGGACGCGGAGGCGCAGCAGCUGUUGGCGGACAUCAAGAGUCACCAGGAGGACUUCAUUGCGCUGCACAAGUCGCUGGCGGAGCAGGAGGCGGCCCGCGCGGACGAGUCCCGGCUGCAGGAGGACAUGAAGCAGCUGCAGGAGGACAAGCACCGCCUCGAGACGCGCGUGGAGCGGCUGCGCGAGCGCGUGCAGGAGAUCGAGGAGGGGGAGACGAUCGCCGCGGCGGCGCAGGCGGUGCGGGAGGCGCGCGAGGCCGGGCAGGUGCUGCGGCGGCAGAUCCGGAGCCAGGUGGACGCGCAGGGCGCGAUGCAGCGGCAGCUCGAGGAGAUGCAGUCGCGCACGCGGCAGCUGCGGUUCGUGAUGGAGGGCGGCAGCGCGGAGGAGAUCCUGCGCGCGCAGACGGAGGUGGUCGCGGACCUGCGCGUGCUCGUGCAGGAGACGCUGCCGAAGCAGCUCGAGCAGAAGGAGGCGCGGCUGCUGGCGAUGCGCCAGGCGCUGGCGUACCCGGCGGCGAGCGAGGAGGACCUGGGCGGCGUGACGCGGGAGCGCGACGAGGCGGCGCGGCGGCUGGCGGAGCUGGUUGCGGAGAAGCAGGGCGUGCAGGCGGCGCUGACGCAGGACAGGGGGUACUUGGCGCUGCGUCAGCAGCAGCAGAUGUUCGCGGCGUGCGAGCGGAAGCUGACGGACAUGCGCGCGAAGAAGGACCGCGUGGAGGAGAAGCGCCGCGCGCUGCUGCGCGAGCUCGAGGAGAAGACCGGCGCGCCCGGCGCCAACGGGGGGGGUGUUGCGGACUCCCCCCGGCCGGGGUCGUUCGGGGCGGCCGGGGGGGAGGUCACGCCCGAGGCGCUCGCGGCGCGCGAGGCGGCGCUGAACGCGCGCCUCCCGGAGUACCGCCGCGCGAAGGCGGAGCUGGGGGGUGUUGAAGCAGAGUCGUGGGUGCUGGACCGGACGGCGGCGCUGCUCGAGGCGCAGGCGGCGGCGAUGCGGGAGCAGGUGCACGAGAUCGAGGCGCAGUCCGGCGUGAAGGGGUACAGCGAGGCGUCGGCGCAGCUGGCGCGGGUCGGGCAGGGGGCGGGGGGGUCGGGCGGGUGGGGGGGGGGCGUCGGCGGCAUGACGGACGAGGCCGAGCGCACCGCGGUGGUCGGCGAGAUGGGCCACGCGGUGAACGAGGUGGGCGCGCGCAUCAAGGCGCGCGAGGCCGAGCUGGUGCCGCUGAUCAAGGAACGCCGCGCGUUGAAAGAGGAGGAGACGCGACUGCAGUCGAUUUUCGACGAGAAGUCUCGCGAGGCGCGGCGCGUGCUCGCGGAGGCCUCGUCGGGGUACCGCGCGCUCGAGGACGACGUCGGGCAGCUCCGCGGCCGCAUCGAGGGCGCGCAGCGGCAACACUUCCUGGCGCAGAGCUGCCUCGCGGGCGUCGUCGAGGCUCGGGUGAAGCUCGCGAACAUCUCCGAGGAGAACAAGCGCAUGCAGAUGCGCCUGAAGCGCACGCUCAGCGAGGCCGAGAAGCAGGCGGAGGCGCUGCGCCUGGACGAGAGGGACUCGGCCAAGGUGGCGACGUCGCUGGCGGGGCAGAACAAGGUGCUGGCGGGGCUGAAGGACCUGCUCGACGCCAAGCUGCGGAGCCGCGGCGCGGACGGGACCGGCGGGUUCGGCGACCAGCAGGAGUUUACGACGGCAGCGGGGAACGUGUUUGUGCUGUGA
Pedinophyceae sp. YPF-701 is the source of this 2103-nucleotide messenger RNA. NCBI's taxonomy places the organism in Eukaryota, Viridiplantae, Chlorophyta, Pedinophyceae. The record is from the annotation of a GenBank genome assembly.